Messenger RNA from Amphiprion ocellaris (clown anemonefish), 2457 nucleotides. Its product is annotated as zinc finger protein 391-like. The coding region runs from base 115 to 1572 and encodes 485 amino acids. The transcript is spliced from 3 exons. Gene Ontology annotation, molecular function: DNA-binding transcription factor activity, RNA polymerase II-specific; RNA polymerase II cis-regulatory region sequence-specific DNA binding. NCBI's taxonomy places the organism in Eukaryota, Metazoa, Chordata, Actinopteri, Pomacentridae. The record is from RefSeq and is a predicted model, not a curated record. Gene Ontology annotation, biological process: regulation of transcription by RNA polymerase II.
CUAACUGUUGUUAGCCUUAGCUUAUUGAAACAGCUGCUCGUGUCUAUUGAUGGGUAAAAGUUUUUACGGACCGUUGUUUUGUCUUAUCUCAAAUAAAUAUUUUAUCACUUAAAGAUGAGUUCAGUCCAGAAUCUGAGAGAGUUGAUCAACCAGCGACUAACUGCUGCUGCUGAAGAAAUAUUCACAGAGUUUGAGAAAACCAUCGUCCAGUACGAGGAGGAGAUCGAUCGUCAGCGCAGACUGCUGGAUAACAUCUGGAAACCUGAGAUAAAGUUACACACAACAGACCAUCUGCAGCAGUAUGUCCAGGAGGAGAAUGUUCUUGCUAAGCAGAAUGUCUGCAACCAGGAGAGGAACUCCAGUGUGGACCAGGAGGACCCAGAGCCUCCACAGAUGAAAGAGGAGCAGGAGGAACUGUGCACCAGUCAGGAGGGAGAGCAUCUUGUACUGAUGCAAGAGGCUGAUACACUGGUUCAGCGCAACUCCAAAUGUGAAGAAAUAUCUGGAGAAAUAUUUGGACUUUCUGAUAAACGAUUCAGCCAAUUGGAUGAAGACAUCGAUUAUCGGCGCAGGCAGGUGGAUAUGAUCUGGAAACCACGGAUAAUGUUACACAGAAUUGACCACCAACAUCAAGAUGUCUGUAAAGAGGGGAAUGGUCUCGCUAAUCAGCAGCUCUGUAACAAGGAGAAGAAGUUUCGUUUGGACCGGGAAGAGGCAGAACCUUCAGAGAUAAAAGAGGAAGAGGAGGAACUCUGCACCAGUCAGCAGGGAAAGCAGAUUGUGAUGAAGCAAGCGACUGAUACUUUUCUAUCGACUUCAACUGAUAUGGACAAUGACCUCAGUGAACUAGAACCAAACAGCAACCACCUCCUCUCUUACAAUUCACCAGUAACCGUGACCCCACAUCAGGAGGGAAGCGAGCAUGUAGACUCAUGCUCAACUAGAAUUGCAGCACUGAAGCCAAAGAGUCAUAGCAGUUGCAAUGUAGCCAAGUCUUCAUUGUCAGAACAUCACUGUGAUGUUGGUACAAGUGAAAAAUCUAUAAAAUGUGAUGUUUUUGGAAACAUUUUUAAGUACCAAAUCAAGAAACAUCACCAAAUCCACAAAGGUGUAAAACCAAAUGCUUGCAUUGCAUGCAGAAAAAGUUUUAGUUCAUGGUCUCAGCAGAAAGUCCAUAUGAAAAUUCACACAGGUGAGAAACGGUAUUCUUGUGAAACAUGUGGGAAACGUUUCAGUCAUGGUAGUCAUCUGACUGUCCACAUGAGAACACACACAGGUGAGAGGCCAUAUUCUUGUCAAACGUGUGGGAAAAGUUUCAGUGAACGUGGUAAGCUAACUGUCCACAUGAGAACUCACACAGGUGAGAGGCCAUAUUCUUGUGGAACAUGUGGGAAAAGUUUCAGUUACAGUGGUAGUCUGACUGUCCACAUGAGAGUUCACACAGGUGAGAGGCCGUAUUCUUGUGAAAGAUGUGGGAAAAGUUUCAGUCAAGGCAGUCAUCUGAUUAGUCACAGGAGAACUCACACAGGUGAAAAGCUGUCGUCCUGGAACAACGGUGGGAACAAAGCUUAGUAGAACACGCAUUCAUUAACAUCAUUCAGGGUAAAAGUAGGUCUUGUAGAGUCUCUGAGUUUAUUGCAUGUCAGUCUGAGACAUAUGGAUCUUUAAGAAUCUGCCAACCUGUCCAAUGGAUGCAUGGCGACUUCCAGAAGCACAUUGCAUUUACGAAAGAGACAACUGGAGACGUCAUACUUCUGAGGAACGGCCUAAUAGUUUAUUUCAUUGGUUAUCAGUUUCUGCUGGAGCUGAGUGGAAAGGGAUGAUGUUGCUGAGAUUUAAUGUCGUGAAAAGGAGUUUACACGUCGGCAUAAUUUUUUUAUUUAAUUAUUUUCGUAAUUCUUCAGUUCAUGUGUAUGUAAAUUGGUUGCAAUCCAGUUCAACUUCAGUCUGUAUUUCUGUGGUGGUUCUUUGUUUAAAAAAAAUAAAUUAAACCAGUCUCCAAUGCAGUACAAUGUGGAAGUAACAGACCUGACUGGUUUCAUAUCAGAUAAAGCUUCAGCUUUCUAUAAGACAGUUGAAGUUAAAAAUUCAACUCAUACAGACUUCAGUUUGCUUCCCAACAGUUUGUUCAUAUCAGAUGACUUUGAUGUAACACACUUGAAGCGUUGCUUUGUGAGUGCUGGAAUGAGAAGAUUUUUUAUGUAAUUAUCAAUCAUUAUGUAUUGUACUUUUUCAGGACCUCCACAGAAACAGAUUAUUCAAUUCCCUCAGUUCAUUUUUGUUGGUAGCUUCAGUCUGGUUGGCUGAUAAAAUGUUGAUGAUACAUGGCUUUGUGUGAAGAAUUUUAACCCCAAAAUGAAAUAGUUUCCUGUGGUUGUUUUUUGAAUUCUGUUGUCACUGACAAAUUUUGCUGUCUGUUUUUAAAUGAAACCUUAAACUGUUUGAAACAAAGUCUUA